Messenger RNA from Chelonia mydas (Green sea turtle), 6372 nucleotides. RefSeq names its product BRMS1 like transcriptional repressor (gene BRMS1L). The transcript has 11 exons. The record is from RefSeq and is a predicted model, not a curated record. The coding region runs from base 132 to 1031 and encodes 299 amino acids. Gene Ontology annotation, cellular component: Sin3-type complex. Gene Ontology annotation, biological process: negative regulation of transcription by RNA polymerase II. Gene Ontology annotation, molecular function: histone deacetylase binding. NCBI's taxonomy places the organism in Eukaryota, Metazoa, Chordata, Testudines, Cheloniidae.
UGGGUUGCGUUGUGUCGCGUGCGAGAAUGGCGCGGUUUUCUUGAGGGGCGGGCAGGAGGAGGAGCCGCCGGUGGUGGUGGCGGAGGAGGAGGGAAGGGCGGUCCCGCGGCUCGGCGGCAUCUCCGGGGAGGAUGCCGGUCCAUUCCCGGGAGAAGAAGGAGAACAACCAUGAUGAGAUGGAGGUGGAUUACGGGGAGAACGAGGGGAGCUCCUCGGAGGAGGAGGAGACCGAGAGCUCGUCUGUGUCCGAGGAGGGGGACAGCUCAGAAAUGGAUGAUGAGGACUGUGAAAGAAGAAGAAUGGAAUGCUUAGAUGAAAUGUCCAAUCUUGAAAAACAAUUUACAGACCUCAAAGAUCAACUUUACAAAGAAAGAUUAAGCCAAGUGGAUGCAAAACUACAGGAGGUCAUAGCUGGAAAGGCACAAGAAUACUUGGAACCACUGGCAGCUUUACAAGAAAACAUGCAAAUCCGAACAAAGGUGGCAGGUAUCUAUAGAGAGCUCUGUUUAGAGUCUGUAAAGAACAAAUAUGAAUGUGAAAUUCAAGCUUCUCGCCAACACUGUGAGAGUGAGAAGCUCUUGUUGUAUGAUACUGUACAAAGUGAACUAGAAGAGAAGAUCAGGAGAUUAGAAGAAGACAGGCAUAGCAUUGACAUUACCUCAGAGUUAUGGAAUGAUGAACUACAGUCCAGGAAAAAAAGGAAGGAUCCAUUUAGUCCAGAUAAAAAGAAACCUGUUGUCAUAUCAGGUCCCUAUAUAGUUUAUAUGUUACAAGACCUCGAUAUACUUGAAGAUUGGACAACAAUAAGGAAGGCAAUGGCUACGCUGGGGCCACACAGAGUAAAGCCGGAACCGCCUGUCAAAUUAGAAAAGCAUCUGCACAGUGCUAGGUCUGAAGAAGGAAGACUAUAUUAUGAUGGAGAGUGGUAUGGACGUGGACAGACAAUAUGUAUUGAUAAGAAAGAUGAGUGCCCUACAAGGAAGCCCACUUCAGAUUGGUGGAUUGAUAAGGUUUUCUCAAUGGUGCCAUAAUUACAACAAUUAACCAUGAUGAAGUGUGGUUUAAGAGGCCUGAUGGAAGUAAAUCCAAACUGUAUAUUUCUCAGUUACAGAAAGGAAAGUAUUCAAUAAAACAUAACCACAAUUGACCAUUACUAAUCAGAUGUGUAACAAGUGGUGUUACCAUGCUUGAUGUGCCAUGAGGUGAAAGAUGUAUUUAAUAAUGUUUUGUAUUCUUAUUAAAUUUAUGGCAGUAUCUGAUGUAUUUGUAGUACUGUAGGUAAACUUCAUGUGGAUGUCCUUGAAUAGGUGAUGACUCUUAAUCAUGUUGACCAAGACAUUUUACCUCUAAGUUGGGUCUAGUGCCUAAGAUAUGAAGUAUGCCUUCACAGAUAAUGGCUGAACUUCUGAUUUAAAAAUAUCUGUAAAAUGCAAAACAUUUGCUUUUAUUAUUGGUGACUAGAUUGUGUGGUAAUUGUGCAAUUAUUUUUACCAGCAGUUCACUCCAUAUAUUAAGUGAAUUGUCAUGUUUAUCUUGGGAGUGUAAGUUAGUCUGCACAAAUGUUGCUUCUGAAUAGUCUAAUGACUUAAGUAUUCUUUUAUCCAAAGUGAACAGAAUUUUUUAAACUUGAGACCCUGGACAGCUCUGACUUUUAUAAGGUUUACCAUGCCACUUGUAACAAAACAAAGUCAACAUUAAGAAAUUUUUGAGGAGCACUUUCUGGUACCCCAUAAUAAAUUUAAAAUGUUGGUGGCUUUCUUUUCUAGGUUAUGCAAGAACAUCAGUAGCAAAGCCAAUGUAAAAUUAGGUACACUACAGGUAGAGGCAGUGCUAUGUGGCCCGUAGAGGGUAUGAGUGCCUGGCAAUAGUACGAUGUAAAUGGUAAAUAACUGAAAGUAUUAUAUUGCAUGCUGUACUUGUAUGAUCUAUAGUCUUAUGAAACAAAUAUUCUAAAAACACUUUGUCAAAAGUAAAAUGUACCCUCAGAAAUGGUAUACCUGGGACAAAUUAACAGUGACCUACUCACCAUAUGCCAUCUUUCCAAAUUUCCCAUAUUUUACUCUCUUCUUAAUGGAAUUGUUUCAUGCAGUUUAAAGAAAGUUAAGCUUGCACAGAAGUUAUAUUUCAAGACAUCAGAGGCAGAGUCUGAAAUCCUUAAUGUUAUAGUACAUGUUUGGAGCGUGUAGAAUAACAUGGGAUUGGAUUGGAUUGGUGGGAUUGGAGAAAAGUAAUUUUUUUUUCCUGGUGGUUGUGUGCACUUUAUUGUCCAUUAUGAUGACACUUCUUGGAGCAAGGAAAACAUGCAUUUGCUUAAAUUGAUCCUGGCAAUGCAAAACUCUUUUGUCCUACAUGAUACUUAACUGCUUUACCUCUGAAAUGUCAUUGCUGAUGCAGGAUGGUCACUACUUGACUGUUGCCAAAGGUCUAAAAGAUUGGACCUUUACAGUAAUAGAAAAGCAUUGCUCAGGAUAAACUGCAUGUCACAUUAACAUUAGUCAACUGUACAUAAAAUGACAGUUGAUGUGUUGGCUUUUGACAGUACUUACUGUAUGUACACAGUUUGAUAAAAAAUUUGUAAUAAAAUAUUUGUAUUUUUUAACGUAGUGUAUAAAUGAUCUGUGAUAGUGGACACUUUGUACAGUUGUGUUACUCUUUUUAUUUUUCCUUGAGAGUUGCAGAUGUUUAAUUCUAAAGAGAGCUAAAAAUAUUGUAGUUUUUAAUGUUGCCUAGAAAUGUUUGUCUUCCACAGAACCUAAAAAGGUGAAUACAGAUAUUUUACUGGAAAAUCACUUUUAAAUCCGAUAUCUUUGCAAUAAACUAAAAUGUAGAAGUCCAUAUUUCAGUAUACAUAUGGACUUGUGUAACCAGAGAUGUAAUACAAGUCUCUGUCUUUCUGGCUUCUUUACCCCCAGGUCUUUAUAAUAUGUGAAAGCUUAAAUCCUACAGAAGUAUAAGUCAUACACAUGUACUAAACAAGAUUUGUUAGAAAAUUGUAGAAAUACACAGUUGUUAAUUUGAAAGUUAACACUUUUUUUUAGUUUUUUCAAAAUCUUUGAAGAAGGAACUGCACAAGUUACUCACAAAUGCUAUCUAAGUGUGUAAAUGUGCAACUUUAAUUUAGGUUGGGGAAGUGAAUUUGGGCAUUACUGUAAUAUGGACAUUAUGCAUUACUCAAGCAUUUUGAACAGCUGGUCACAGUAAUAUUAAUAUUAAUAUUAAAUAUUAAUAUUAAACUUUUGCCUGCAAGAGAGCAGAAUGAGUGCAAAGCAAACUUAAGCAUUGUGGAAAAUAGUUCACGGUCUAGAAUAGGUGUGCAGGGGAAUGUUAGUUUAUAUUGGGCAUGUAUCUUGAGAGUAUAGUCUUUGUACACAAGCUCAGUAUUUGCUGCUUUGUCUCCAUGCUAUCCCUUGUUACUGGUACCAAGCUAGUAUCACACUCUUGAGACCUGCUCUACACUAACAAAUGUGAUUGUCAGCUAACCCUUUAACACUGUUCAGACACUAUAUAGACAAGUAAGGGCUUGCUUAGCAUUUGUAACUAAACAGUCUUCAACCCCAGUUCAGCUAUCACAAUUGCUGCCCUUAAAUUUUGUAGUGUAGAGCAAGCAUGAGACCUGGGUACAAAGUAAUGCCUGUCUGCAACUGAUAUGAAUGGGACAGAAUUGAGUUUGGGGGCUGGGGAGGAAAUUAGAAGUCUAUAUUGAAAGAGUGGGUUUUAAAAGCACAUUGCUUACUUUUUGACCUGCCUGAUUUACUCAAUAAAUCAUUUAAAGGGUAUGUCUGCACUGUAGCUGGGAGGUGAGAUUCCCAGCACAAGUAAACAGACUCCGCUCGAGCUAGCAUGCAUAAAAAAUAGCAAUGCGGAUGUUAUCGCAUGGGCGGCAGCUCAGACUAUCUAUUUACACUCAAACCUAGGGAGUUGGCCAGGCUUGGGGAUGGGUGACUAGCCCGAAUUGCCAUCUGUGCAGCACAGUCCAUACGGCUGUUUUUAGUGCGCUACCUCAAGCAGUACUAGCAUGAAGCUUUCUACCUGUGCUGGCAAUCACACCUCCCAGCUGCAGUGUAGAGAGACUAAGCAACUCUUGGAUUUUCCUGGCAAGUAAGAGGCUAAGACAGAUUCUGAACUUUUGCAUUAGAUACAAGUUAACUACUUUUUUUUAAUUUGGAAUUUUUAAAAUUGGCAUUCCAAGUCCAGUGCUUUUCCCAUUAAUUUCAAUGCAGAAUUACUUUAUAUUCUGUCAAAAUUAUUUUACUCCUGCAUGUUCAGCAGAAAAGGGACAUGUCCAUGGAGUAAACAUGGAUAAUGGUUGCCAAAGAAAAGCUGAAACUUCAAGAGGAGUUGAUUUGUUUUGGUAGUGCUCCCUAUUUAUUAGUGAUCAGGAAAAAGGAGGGCACUGUACUGUGACAAAAUUUGUAGACUCAAUUACUUAGUCAAAUGAAGAGAACAUCCAGAACUUUAUAGGGACUUGGCUAAGCUGCAUAAAAGGGAGGGGUCUAUGAUAGACCACCCAAAUCAGGAAGACGAGAUGGAUGAGGCAUUUUUAGAACAAAUAACAAAUAUCCAAAACACAAGAGCUGGUAGUAAUGGGGGACUCUACCUCCCCAGACAGCCGUUAGAAAAAUAAUCUAACAAAACAUAAUAUCUUCAAAUGUACUGGGGACAACUUUGUUUUAGAAAGUUGAGGAAAUAACCUGGAGAGAGCCAUUUUAGAGUUGACUCUGACCAAGAGGGAGGAAUAAGUUGCUAGUCUGAAGGAAGAAGGCAAUUUGAGUGAAAUUGAUAGGUUUCACGAUUCUAAAGGAAGGAGUGAGAGCAGCAGAAUAAGGACAAUAUACUUCAAAACAGACUUUAACAAACUCAGAGCGGCUAGGUAAGGUCCCUGGGAAGAAAAUCUAAGGGGAAAAGAAGUACAGGAAAGCUGGCAGUUUCUUAAGGAGACCAUAUUAAAGGCAUAAUUGCCAACUAUUCCAAUGUAAGGGAAAGAUAGGAAGAGGCUAGUAUUGCUCCAUCAAGAGCUCUUUAAUUACCUGAAAAUCAAAAAGGAAUCCUACAAAAAGUGGAAACAUGGAUGAACUGCUGAGGAAUACAAAAGAAUAGUACAACCAUGUAGGGACAAAAUGAGAGAGGAUAAAGCAUAAAAUAUGAUACACUUAGCAAAGGACAUAAAAGACAAUCUGAGGUUCUUUAAAUACAUUAGGAGCAACAGAAAGAUGAAGAAAAGUGUAGGUCCUCUAGUUAGUGGGGAAGGAGAGCUAAUAGCAGAUGCCAAGAAGGCUGAGGUGUUUAAUCCCUAUUUUGCUUCAGUUUUCGGUAACAAGGUUAAUGGUGACCAGAUACUCAACACAAUUAGAGGUUAAAGAAUAUUUAGAUAAAUUAGAUGUAUUCAAGCUGGCAAGGCCUGAUGAAAUUCAUCCUACGAUACUUAAGGAAUUAUAUGACUCAACUUUGGAACAGUUAGCAGUUCUUUGAGAACUGAUGGGGAAUGGGUGAGUUCCAGAGGAUGAGAGAAAGGUACUAUGUUUUCCUAUCUUUAAAAAGGGGGACAAACAGGACCUGGGGAACAUAAGACCAGUUUGAUACCUGGAGAUACUGGAAUGAAUUAUUAACCAAUCUAGAAGAUUACAGUGUUAUAAGGAAUAGCCAACAUGAUUUUGUCAAGAAUAAAUCAUGCCAAACGAACCUAACUUGCUUCUUUGACAGUGUUACUGUCCUAGUGGAUAAGGGGAAGCAGUAGUCCUGAUAUCUUGAGUUUAGUAAGGCUUUUGAUGCAAUCCCACAUGACAUUGUCAUAAGCAAACUAGGGAAAUGGGGUCAAGAUGAAAUUACUAUAAAAUGAGUGCACAGCUGGUUGAAACACUAUAUUGAAAGAAUAAUUGUGAUGCUGGCAGACCAGGUGCCAGCUCUUGCCAAGGCUUUAGGCCUCAGCUGAGCACUGACAGAUUCACUGCUGGAAACCACUCUGUUUCACCUGUGCUGGUAUAAUUAAGAUGGGUCCUUGAACUUAUUAACAAUGUGUUUAGUCUUUAUGAAAUGCUUGUAAGUUGCUGCUUACAUUAAUCUCACUUACAACAUCUUUAUCACAUGCUAUAAGGCAAUAUAAUUUUUUGCUUUAUAACUGCAAAAAAUGUUUGCUCUGAAACAGUGAACCCAGUCAGGAGGAAUUCUCUUCUAACUAUCAAGGUGGCCUGUCAAAAGUAAAUGGGCCACUGUGGGACAUCACUAUACAAAGACUUUAUUUGCCCCUUCAUACCCAUAAAGAGGCUACAUGCAAAAGGGCUUGUCUCAUCAGCUUGAAUUCUAGAAGAAGGAAAUAAAAAUAGCUGACAUUUUUUCAUCUCUUUUGCUAUUUAGAGUCUUUCAGGUCCACAGCCG